Medioppia subpectinata is the source of this 1977-nucleotide messenger RNA. The record is from the annotation of a GenBank genome assembly. Lineage: Eukaryota; Metazoa; Arthropoda; Arachnida; Sarcoptiformes; Oppiidae.
ACAUCGAUCCGUGCGUUUGGCGCACAGCAUAUGUUUGAGCGUCAGUUUGAAGUCCACCAAAACGACAACACCUCUACUUUUUUCCUAUUCGUUUGCACCGCUCGAGCGCUUGGAGUCUUAGUGGACACCAUUUGUAUGGUUUAUGUGAGCGCUGUUAUCACGUAUAUCAUGACCAGUAGUGACCCUAUUCUCGGAGGAAAUGCGGGACUUUUGCUAACAUCUGCCCUAUCGUUGACCGGAAUGGUUCAAAUAUGUGUCCGAUUAUCGGCCGAUACCGAGUCCUAUAUGACUGCUGUCGAGCGAGUGCUUGAAUACACUGCCAUUAAACCCGAGGCAGAGCUCGAGUCCACUCCCGACCCGAAACCACCCAAAAAUUGGCCACAAAUGGGAGAAAUAGUGUUCAAAGAUAUGAGUCUUCAAUACAACGAAUCGUCGCAUAAAGUGCUCAAAAAUAUCAACGUUUGCCUCAAAGGGGAAGAAAAGGUGGGAGUCGUGGGCCGGACGGGCGCCGGCAAGUCGUCACUCAUUGCAGCCCUCUUUCGACUCACAGAACCUUUAGGUCAGAUACUGAUAGACGGGUUGGACAUCAAGACUAUUGGUUUACAUGACUUGAGAAGUCGUAUAUCAAUCAUACCUCAGGAACCGGUGCUCUUCACGGGUUCGGUGCGCAAAAAUUUGGACCCUUUUGGUGAACACUCGGACGACGAGCUCUGGUCGGCUCUGUCUGAGGUACAGCUCCGGGAUGUCGUGCAGUCAAUGCCCGGACAACUGGACGGACAGGUGACGGAAGGCGGCAGUAAUCUGAGUGUAGGUCAGCGCCAAUUGGUAUGUCUGGCGAGAGCUAUACUACGAGACAAUCGGAUACUAGUGUUAGACGAGGCGACCGCUAAUGUCGACCACAGAACCGAUGCUCUCAUUCAGACCACUAUUAGACAGAGGUUUAGAUACUGUACUGUCAUUACGAUUGCCCACAGACUCAACACUAUCAUCGACUCCGACAAAGUGAUGGUGUUAGACGCGGGACAAGUGGUUGAGUACGACAUUCCCCACAUUUUCGGCGGAUAUAUUAAUCAAAUCUAUUGCUGUUCACUGCCUAAGGGUCGGGAACCGGUGGCCAAUGAGCCGAGACAUGUGUUGCUGAGACUGUACGGCAUCGGGACUACAAUCCCGGGCGACGACUAUAAGGUUACCGAUAGUCUCAUAACAAUGCUAUUGUCUGAACGGGGUUUGGGUCCCAAACUGUACGGUGUAUUUCCCGGCGGCCGACUCGAGGAGUUUAUACCCUCCCGGGCACUGGUGCCACAAGAGCUUGAGAACCGGGACUAUAUGAACGUAAUAGCCAAAAACAUUGCCCAAAUCCACGCAUUGGAUGUGCCCAUCAACAAAAGGCCGGACUAUUUUUUCACAUCGAUGGAAAAAUGGCUGCAAUCAAUAGCCACACCUGUGGGCGCCGACUCACCCGCUGAACAGUACCCAAAUCCCGAGUCGGAGCGGGAAGUCGUCGGCUAUGAUUAUCGCCGUGAACUACAAUGGCUGAGACGAGUAUUACCCGAGUGCGGGUCACCCGUAGUGUUUGCACACAACGACUUAUCGCCGGGAAAUGUCCUGAUAUGUGAUGACCCGCUAGCCUAUGGCGGCGAUCUGAUCAUUGACUUUGAGUUCGCCGCCUAUAACUACCGGGGCUUUGAUUUUGGCACACUUUUCAUUGAAAACCAAUACGACUAUACGGUCGCCGAUUACCCUUACGUUAGAAUAAACAUUGAUAAAUACCCCACCGAUGAGGAGAAGCGACACUUUUUCUGCCAUUAUAUCAAACAUUCACCCGAUUUGAGCGCCGGGAAGGAGACGGAGGACCGGCUGAUCCGUGAGGCAGACUAUUACUCUGUUGGGGCGCAUCUGUUUUGGGCCAUUUGGUCCGUUAAUCGGAUCCGAGAAUCGAGAUUAAAUAUGCAAUUUUGUAAUUGGGUUAGUGGUUAA